CCAAUCUUUCUCCAAAUUCCCGUAGAAAUCUUAGCAAAAGUGUUAAAAAACGAAACAGCGAAUUAGAAAAGCCACGAGAUUCUUGGAUCAGCUUCAUAAAUUCGACACCGGAAUGAAUAUUCUUCUGAUUACAUUUGCUCCGUAAUCAAUCGCUAACUUGUUCCAAACAGUUGUCCUUUCAAUGGGUGAGACAGAGGUGACCAAGACAAGCGUAGACAUCGACAAGAACGAGAGAAAUGGGCACCUCAAGCCCAAGGCCUUUAAUCUGGCGUUUUCUAAAGCUUUGUUGCAGGUUCCUCACAAGCUGCAAAAUUGCCUAAAGUCGCAGCUCAAGAGACUAGCAAAGGAUGAUGGAGUGAAAAAGGUGAGCUCUGUUCCUAAAAAGGCUGCAUCUUUGGAGGUUGACCUCGAGAAGCAGUUGCAAGCAUGGAGAGAAAAUCCUUCUUGGGUUGAUCAACCACCGUAUAUAAAGGUCAGUGUACCAAAAGGUUCUCUUUGCAACCUGAGUGUAAACGUCAAUGUUGGUUUACCCCCAGACGCAGUAUAUAAUAUUGUAACUGACCCCGACAAUAAGAGGGUUUUCAAAAAUAUUAAGGAAGUGAUAUCAAGAAACGUUUUGGUUGAUGAAGGUCAUAGGCAGGUGGUUGAUCUGGAGCAGGCAGCUAUAUGGAAGUUUCUUUGGUGGUCAGGGACCAUUGCGGUUCGUGUUUUAGUAGAUCAAAACAGAAAAGACCACUCAAUGAAGUUCAAGCAAGUCAAAACAGGGUUUAUGGAGAAAUUUGAAGGCUACUGGAGAGUCGAACCUCUUUUUGUCGAUGAAAAAACCUGCUUUCCGUUUAAACCCAGGACGUGGGCAGAUUAUAAUUCUUGCACAGGAGGCAAAGGAAGGAUUGGUUCAAAGGUGAGCUUGGAGCAACUGAUCCAACCAACUAUAGUUCCACCUCCACCGAUUUCAUGGUACCUAAGGGGAAUCACCAGCAAGACUACUGAGAUGCUGAUAAACGACAUGCUUGCUGAAGCUGCCAGAUUACGAGGAGAAUUAAAUCCUGGAGAGUCUAAUAAAGAGAUUGAAAUGUCUCAGGAUGGGCAAGUACUUAGUCAUGUUGAUAAUGUAUCUAACAUCAAAGAAAGAUGGGCCCUUCAUAGGAGGAACGCAAAGCAAUGCCAUCGGAGGCUACCGCCUGUCAAAUGAUCGAAUUCUGUUGAGUUAGUAAGCACUUCUCUGUAUUCCUUAUUAAUGGAAAUUGAUAUGUAAUAGAUCCGUCUAUAUUUCAUUUCGUUUUAUCCAUCAAGUGUAGUGGCCUUAGCGCCGUGUAGCAACUCCUCUCCCUUUCGAUUUUUCGAUGAGGGUGGAGGAUGAGAUCGAGGAUGAGUAUUGCCUGUCAGAAACUACUUGUUGUAUCUGCCUUGUAAGCUGAGUUAAUGCCGUAAUGACAUUGAAAGAAGCUGCUAUAAAUUACAC
Molecule: messenger RNA, 1462 nt
Organism: Pyrus x bretschneideri (Chinese white pear)
Lineage: Eukaryota; Viridiplantae; Streptophyta; Magnoliopsida; Rosales; Rosaceae
Exons: 6
Coding region: 182-1192 (336 amino acids)
Source: RefSeq, a predicted model, not a curated record